CUUCUUAAACCUCGGCCGUGCAAGCGCAACGCAACCAGCCUCCUCAAGUCCCUCACACACUGCUCUGCUGCAGCAAGAAACCAACAAGAGCUUGCUAGCCAUGGCCACCACCGCGGCGUCUAGCCUCCUCAAGUCCUCCUUCGCUGGCUCCCGUCUCCCGUCUGCCACGCGCGCCCCGUCGUCCGUCGUCGUGUCCACCGGCGGCGCCCCACGCACGGCCGCCAUCUCCGCGUCCAUCUCCUCCUCCAACCCUCCCUACGACCUGACGUCCUUCAAGUUCAGCCCCAUCAAGGAGUCGAUCGUCUCCCGCGAGAUGACCCGCCGCUACAUGACGGACAUGAUCACCCACGCCGACACCGACGUGGUGAUCGUGGGCGCCGGGUCCGCGGGCCUCUCCUGCGCGUACGAGCUCUCCAAGGACCCCACGGUGCGCGUCGCCAUCGUGGAGCAGUCGGUGUCCCCGGGCGGCGGCGCGUGGCUGGGCGGGCAGCUGUUCUCGGCCAUGGUGGUGCGCAAGCCGGCGCACCUGUUCCUCGACGAGCUCGGCGUCGCCUACGACGAGGCCGCCGACGACUACGUGGUGGUCAAGCACGCCGCGCUCUUCACCUCCACCGUCAUGAGCGCCGUCCUGGCGCGGCCCAACGUGAAGCUCUUCAACGCCGUCGCCGUCGAGGACCUCAUCGUCAAGGGAGGGCGCGUCGGCGGCGUGGUCACCAACUGGGCGCUCGUGUCCAUGAACCACGACACGCAGUCGUGCAUGGACCCCAACGUGAUGGAGGCCAAGGUGGUGGUCAGCUCCUGCGGCCACGACGGGCCGUUCGGGGCCACGGGAGUCAAGAGGCUCCAGGACAUCGGCAUGAUCGCCGCCGUGCCAGGGAUGAAGGCGCUCGACAUGAACGCCGCUGAGGACGCCAUCGUGCGCCUCACGCGCGAGGUCGUGCCAGGCAUGAUCGUCACCGGAAUGGAGGUCGCCGAGAUUGACGGCGCGCCGAGGAUGGGCCCGACGUUCGGCGCCAUGAUGAUCUCCGGCCAGAAGGCGGCGCACCUGGCGCUGAAGGCGCUGGGAAGGCCCAACGCCGUGGACGGGACCAUCCCCAAGGUGUCGCCGGCGUUGCGCGAGGAGUUCGUGAUUGCGUCCAAGGACGACGAGGUCGUGGACGCCUGAUCGAGUGAUCGAUCGACGCCAGCAGCAAGCAGCGUCUUUAUCUGGGACGGACGGACGGGGUUUCUUUAAUUUGGGACUUUCCUUUGCCUUGUUGUUGAAUGAAUGAAUUCCCUUCGAUCGUGUAGCUUUAAUUUCUCUCGUCUCGUUAUUAGUGUGUCGUGUUCAUAGCACCACCUGCCACCACCGCGCCAUGCCAUAUGUGUGCUCUUCACGUGGGGGCCACUCGUGGGGUCCUGCUGCCAGAACGAAUAAGAGAAGAUGGAAUUGAUGAAACAAUAAAAUGCACGGUUAAUCACAA
Messenger RNA from Sorghum bicolor (sorghum), 1463 nucleotides. Its product is annotated as thiamine thiazole synthase 1, chloroplastic. The coding region runs from base 101 to 1165 and encodes 354 amino acids. The record is from RefSeq and is a predicted model, not a curated record. Lineage: Eukaryota; Viridiplantae; Streptophyta; Magnoliopsida; Poales; Poaceae. Gene Ontology annotation, biological process: thiamine biosynthetic process. The transcript is spliced from 2 exons.